GGAAGGAGGGGCUGUGCCGCGUCCAGGAGCAGGGGCCUCCGGAUGGAGAGCCGUCCUCCCCGCUCUGCGGGCCUCCGGAGCUGGCCCGGCUGCCUGUGGGCCUCAGGGCUGCCGGGCUGGCUCCUCGCGUCCUGGGCUCUGCAGCUGGCAGGAGGACAGUCCAUCACCCACGCGGGCCUGCCCAUUGUCGUCUCCCUCGCCAACAGAACCGCCUCCUUCAGCUGCACAAUCACCUACCAGUACACCCCGCAACUCAGACAUUUCCACGUGACUUAUUUUCAAGUGGAUCUUGAGGGCAGGAAAAGCAAGGAGUCGCCCACUGGCUGCCAACCCAGUGAGGGCAUCGAGAACCGGACCUACACCUUGGAUUGUCAGGUCACUCCUCCGUUGCCUAACGCCUUGGCCACAGGUACCUAUUACUGUUGCAGCCACUGGCCGAGCUUCACCGCGUGCGGCAAUGGUACCUUCAUCCUGGUGAGAGACACGGGGUACCAAGAGCCCCCACCCAGCCCCCAGAAGGCCCUCCUCUUCAGCUUUACGGGGCUCCUGGCCACUCUGAGUGUGCUGCUCACAGCCCUGCUGCUGUGGAAGAAGAAGCAGAUGCUGGUUUCUCUGAAGCGCUCCACUCACGCGCGCCCAGACCCACGACCCACCAGCAGACCCACCAGCAGACCCACGCAGCCCCCAGAAGACUCUCUCUACACGGCCCUACAGCGCCGAGAGACUGAGGUCUACUCCUACAUUGAGAGCAAGGCUGGCAGCCUGCCCUCCGCCGCCAGAAGUCCCCCCUCCCAGAAGAAGCUACGUAGACAAGAAGACAAGAGUGAAUUUAACGUGGUCUAUGAAAAUCUCUAGGCGGGGCUCCACCAGCCUCUGAACUUGUGCUGACUCAGAGACUCUCAAGCCCCAGUGAUCCUAGCCAGUGUAGACCCUCCCCCCCUCCCCUCCCCCAAUCACCUUACCCUGCCUUGGUCUGCCUCCCUGGCUCCGGUCUGUGCCCCGUUCUGUGCCUUGUCCAGGUGUUCCCUCUGCCAGGCCGGCACUUUCUGCCCUGGCCUAGUCAGCAAAGCGCCCCUCAGUCUUUAAGAAUUUGCUUGGCUGGCCAGGUGCUGGUGGCUCACGCCUAUCAUCCUAGCUAUUCGGGAGGCUGAGAUCUGAGAAUC
This is a messenger RNA of Dipodomys spectabilis (banner-tailed kangaroo rat), 1163 nucleotides long. RefSeq names its product NFAT activating protein with ITAM motif 1 (gene Nfam1). Bases 43 to 855 code for a protein of 270 amino acids. Gene Ontology annotation, cellular component: membrane raft. The transcript is spliced from 6 exons. Gene Ontology annotation, biological process: regulation of B cell differentiation; positive regulation of B cell receptor signaling pathway; positive regulation of cytokine production. NCBI's taxonomy places the organism in Eukaryota, Metazoa, Chordata, Mammalia, Rodentia, Heteromyidae. Gene Ontology annotation, molecular function: transmembrane signaling receptor activity. The record is from RefSeq and is a predicted model, not a curated record.